Fusarium sp. VM40 is the source of this 2016-nucleotide messenger RNA. NCBI's taxonomy places the organism in Eukaryota, Fungi, Ascomycota, Sordariomycetes, Hypocreales, Nectriaceae. The record is from the annotation of a GenBank genome assembly.
AUGCAUUCCUCUCGGCGUUUAAUAUCACUAUUGCUGGUAUGUAUCCUCUCAAAGUGUGCUACCAGUGCCCUUGUGAAACAGGACUGGACUAUCACAUGGGAGCCAGGUGCGCCAAACGGCCAGGAACGACAAAUGAUCAAGAUCAAUGACCAAUUCCCGGGCCCAACGAUUCUCUGCGACGAAGACGAUGAUGUGCAAGUCACAGUUCACAAUAAAAUGCCCUUUAACACUACUGUGCACUGGCAUGGGCUAGAAAUGCUGGGAACACCCUGGUCGGACGGGACUCCAGGCAUGUCUCAAAAACCAAUAGAGAUGGGUCAAAGCUUCGUCUAUCGAUUCAAGGCCUCCCCUGCAGGAACCCACUGGUACCAUUCUCACUCACGCGCUACUGUCCUCGAUGGUCUUUACGGGCCUAUAUUCAUUAGGCGCAAGCCAGAUGCUCAGGCACCAUGGCAUCUCAUCAGCAACGAAGAGGAUGACAUCAAUGCCAUGAAGCGCGCGGCUGUCGACCCCAAACUAGUGAUGGUGUCUGAUUGGACUCGCUUUAUGUCCUGGGAGUACAUGGCAGCCGAGGAGAGCUCCGGAAUGGCCAUCUUCUGCUCGGACAGUAUCCUUGUAAACGGCAAAGGAAGCCUGUACUGCCCUGGGGUCGACAUGUUGAUCAACCAUACUAGCACGUACAUGAAGUAUGGCCUAUAUCCUCGACAGGUUAACGACAAGGGAUGCUUUCCGUUCAUGAGGUCAACUCAAGGCCCAUAUUUGACUGCAGGGAAGCCUGAGGCAAUCCCAUUACACCUACAGGAUGGAUGCGUACCUGCCGAGGGCACCAACGAAACAAUCGUCGUUGACCCAAAAGAAGGAUGGGUCAGUCUCAACUUUAUUGGAGGUGCGACGUUCAAGACAAUUGUUUUCUCCGUUGACGAGCAUGACAUGUGGGUUUACGAAGUCGAUGGACAUUACAUCGUCCCACAGCGCGUUGACACGGUGCACAUGUACGCAGGCGAACGCUAUGCCGUUAUGGUCAAGUUGGACAAACCUGCCAAGGAUUACACAAUCCGUGUGGCAGAUAGUGGCUUGACUCAAGUCAUAUCAGCAUUCGCCACCCUUCGAUAUAAGGGCGGUGUUCAAGGAGGCGAGACGCAAGGUGUGAUUGACUACGGCGGCCAGAACAGCACCAUUGACAGGACGGUCGUUACGCUGGAUCGUGAUCAUCUGCCCCCUUAUCCGCCCAAUCCACCAGCCCGCAAGGCAGAUGUGAUGCAUGUCCUAUCAACGCAUCGAUGGAAGAGUGCUUGGCAGUACACCAUGUCUGGGCAUGGUAUGUACGAAGAGGAUCGUAGUGCAUAUGGCCCUCUUCUAUAUGAUCCUCACUCUGCGGACGCGAUGGAUGAAGGCCUUGUUAUUCGUACAAAGAAUGGAAGCUGGGUCGAUCUAGUUAUACAGGUCGGCUCACAGCCUGGUCAGCCUCAGGAAUUUCCUCACAUGAUGCACAAGCACACCGGAAAGACAUGGCAGAUAGGGGCCGGGAUGGGAAUUUGGAACUACUCUUCUGUCGAGGAGGCCAUGACUGCCGAGCCGAACAACUUCGAUCUCGAGACGCCCAAAUGGAGGGACACUUUUGUAACUUCAUUUGAUGGUUCAGCGUGGCUCGUGCUGCGGUACCAGGUCACAAACCCUGGUCCGUGGCUUUUCCACUGCCACAUCGAAACGCAUCUGGCCGGUGGUAUGGCUAUCGCGAUCCUGGACGGGAUUGAUGUCUGGCCGCAGAUUCCUCCUGAAUAUGGACCUGACCAGAGGGGCUUUAUGCCGGGCACGCUUCAGGAGCUAGAGAGUCAAGGGCUAGACAGCUCGAUACAGAAACAAUGUCCGUUACUGGCAGCUUCUCCAAGUGGUAGCUCCAAGAAGAAUGGGGAGGAUACAUCUGCUGAUGAUUCACGAUGGGAGACUUUGGUUCGGGGAUUGAUUCGGGUGUUGCAGGGUUGGCUUUCAGACAAGUCGAGCGACAAUACUUCUUAG